Contarinia nasturtii (swede midge) is the source of this 2910-nucleotide messenger RNA. RefSeq names its product DNA repair and recombination protein RAD54-like (gene okr). The transcript is spliced from 9 exons. The record is from RefSeq and is a predicted model, not a curated record. Gene Ontology annotation, biological process: double-strand break repair via synthesis-dependent strand annealing; reciprocal meiotic recombination. Gene Ontology annotation, molecular function: DNA translocase activity; ATP binding; ATP-dependent chromatin remodeler activity. The coding region runs from base 369 to 2744 and encodes 791 amino acids. Lineage: Eukaryota; Metazoa; Arthropoda; Insecta; Diptera; Cecidomyiidae. Gene Ontology annotation, cellular component: nucleus.
CAUUUUUCUUUCAUCGUAAUUAUUCUGAAAACUGUAUUUCUUUAGUCGCAAAGUAAUUCAAUCGUGUGUUAAUCAUAAAAUAUUUCCAAAAUUAUUGGAACACAUCAUUACUAGCUACUGUAGCAUUAUUAGCUACUGUACAAAACAUUAUAAUUGUUGUUUUUAUAUCAUUGUUUAUAGUUCAUUUGUUGCGUUAAUGACAGUAGCAAAAACAAGUACGUACAGGCUUCAAUUUUGUAUCGCAACCAAACGAAUGCACGCUGUGUUUAAAUGUGCUAACGGUAUUGUGCUGAUGAUCAAUUUAACAUAAUAUCGCACGCGACUACGUGCCAAAACAAUUGUAUUGUUGUGUAUUUAACACAAAUAAAAUGAGACGGAGUUAUGCACCGAGCCAAUUGUCAUUGAACCGUCCGCUAAACACAAGCAAUGGUUUAAUAAAUAGCGAAAGUACCUCGAAACCAUUCAAAAGUCCAUUGUCUGAGUCGCCGUAUGCAAAACGAAAAUGUCGCGAAGAUAAAAAGGAAAACCGUUGCAUUGCACCGACAAUAAGACCAGUACAGUCGAUGAGCGAAUAUGAAGCAUUGGUGGCCAAAUUAUUGAGUAAACCGUUCAAAGUACCCAUUCCAGAUUAUGUACCUGAUGGAAAUAGUAAUCGUUCUCUUGGUUUGCCCCGAACUCUUAUUCGACGAGCACUUCAUGAUCCAUAUGCUUGUAAUGCUCUGGUGCUUUACACACCGCCCGAUCAACAAACCAAAGCCACUGAACAUGAAAAAUUGAUGCAAGAUAAAACGAAAAUUUUGGUCCAUGUCGUGGUUGAUCCAGUGCUUGGCAACAUUUUGCGACCACAUCAACGUGAAGGUGUUAAAUUUAUGUUCGAGUGUGUGACCGGUGUAAAAGGUGACUUUAAUGGAUGCAUCAUGGCUGAUGAGAUGGGCUUGGGUAAAACAUUGCAAUGCAUAACGCUACUUUGGACAUUAUUGCGACAAGGUCCUGACUGUAGACCGACUAUCGUCAAAGCGAUCAUUGUGUGCCCGAGUUCAUUGGUGAAAAAUUGGUACAAUGAAUUCGGAAAAUGGCUGGGCAACCGUGUGAAUGCAUUUGCCGUUGAGAAUACGUCGAAAGAAACAACAAUAAAAGGUCUCGAACAGUUUAUGGCAAGUCAAAGUGCACGCACCGGUUGUCCCGUUUUGAUAAUAAGCUAUGAAACAUUUCGAAACUAUGAAAAAAUUCUAACCGGAUCUGAAGUUGGUCUAUUAUUAUGUGAUGAAGGCCAUCGCCUUAAAAACUGUGAAAAUCUAACCUACAACGCUCUGAUGGGUUUAAAAACAAAACGAAGAGUCUUAUUAUCUGGUACACCCAUACAAAAUGAUCUUACCGAAUACUACAGCUUGAUCCAUUUUGUUAAUCCGGGAAUGCUUGGAACGAGAACUGAAUUUAAACGCAAUUAUGAGAACAUUAUAUUACGAGGUCACGAUGCAAACUGUACCGACAAAGAACGCGAAAAGGCGGCCGCAAAAGUGACCGAACUCACAAAUAUUGUGAACCAGUGUCUGAUACGUCGUACGAAUCAAAUUCUCACGAAAUACUUGCCGGUCAAAUUCGAAAUGGUGAUUUGUGUUAAAUUGAGCAAAGUACAAACCGAUAUUUAUAGAAGUUUCUUACAAUCGGAGUGUGUUCGAAAAACUGUUUUGGGCAAAGAUAAAAGUCCAAACGCUCUGACAGCGCUCGCAAAUAUCACAAAUCUGAAAAAACUGUGCAAUCAUCCAGAUUUAGUCGGUGAUAAAAUUGCCGAUGGAACCGAUGGAUUCAAAAAUGCUGCCAAGUAUUUGCCCGAAGGAUACAACAAAAAAGAACUUCGGCCAGAUUUAAGCGGGAAAUUAAUGCUUCUUGACAUUAUGCUCGCCAGCAUAAAAUCAAACACAAACGAUAAGAUCGUUUUGGUUUCAAAUUACACUCAAACACUGGAUAUGUUUGAACGCCUCUGUCGCAAGCGUGGUUAUGGCUAUGUACGACUAGACGGCACAAUGACAAUUAAAAAACGCGGCAAAGUCGUCACCGAAUUUAAUAAUCCAGACUCAGAUCGAUUCGUUUUCAUGCUCAGCUCAAAAGCUGGUGGCUGCGGUUUAAAUUUAAUCGGCGCAAAUCGAUUGGUCAUGUUUGAUCCAGAUUGGAAUCCGGCCAACGAUGAUCAAGCAAUGGCACGAGUGUGGCGAGAUGGUCAAACGAAACCAUGCUUCAUUUAUCGAUUUCUUGCGACGGGAACCAUUGAAGAGAAGAUUUUUCAACGCCAGGCCCACAAGAAGGCAUUAUCAAACACAAUUGUUGACAACGAAGAAAAUGGUGAACGUCACUUUACAAAAGAUGAUCUACGUGAUCUGUUCAGUUUGGAUGAAAAUUGUGUAUCGGAUACUCAUGCAAUAUUCAAGUGUAAACGGUGUGUGGAUACUGUUCAGAUGAAAUUACCGCCCCCUGAUUCGGACUGCACAUCAGAUUUGGCCAAUUGGUUUCACUGUUCAAAUAACAGGGGCAUACCAGAUAAUAUACUCAGCCAAGCUUGGGAUGUGUCAAAGUGUGUGUCAUUCGUGUUUCAUCAUAGAUCCAGUCAAGCCGAAGUGAAGCUCGAAGAUGCCACUGAAAAAAUUGGUCAAAAGAAGAAGAAAAUCUUACGCUUUGAAGACGACUACGAUGAAGAUGAGGAUUUUGAGCCCGAAGACGAUGAAAGAGACGAAGACUUUGUUUUGUAGUUUAAAUAUUAUUCUUUAUUUAUAACUCCCUAAAUAUAGUCUAAUUUGAUUUGGUUUCAUUUACGAAGCGUUUUUUUGGAAUUAUACUUAAAGACAUUACAUGGAAUUUGUACUAAAAUUGUUAAUCAAAUAAUGAAGAUGAAUAUUUAUGGUACAAAAAAGUUAA